This is a messenger RNA of Pelodiscus sinensis (Chinese soft-shelled turtle), 1173 nucleotides long. It is a transcript of the gene DNAJC12, whose product is annotated as DnaJ heat shock protein family (Hsp40) member C12. Gene Ontology annotation, cellular component: cytoplasm. The record is from RefSeq and is a predicted model, not a curated record. Lineage: Eukaryota; Metazoa; Chordata; Testudines; Trionychidae.
AACAAACAGAGAAUUCAGGAAUCUCAGAUGACAUCUCACUGUAUUAAAAAGAGCUGUAGGGAGCCUUAAACCAGACUGCAAAAGGCAGUUUUCCCUGGGCUACAUUUAAAUGAGCCUAUAAGCUUUCUAUUGACAAUUUAUACUUUCCAGUUGGUGUGCAUCAGCUGUUGGGGGUGGGAAAAGCUGUUUGACUAUUUAAAUGGACGCAGUUUUGAAUUGCAAGCUGGAUGAAAUGGAAGAUUAUUACAUCUUGCUAGGAUGUGAUGAACUAUCCACGGUUGAACAAAUUCUUGCAGAAUUUAAGGUUAAAGCCCUUGAGUGUCAUCCUGACAAACAUCCUGGAAACCCUAAAGCUGUGGAGAACUUUCAGAAGCUGCAGCAGGCUAAGGAGAUUCUUAUUAAUGAAGAGAGUCGAGCUCGUUAUGAUUACUGGCGACGAAGCAAAAUUUCCAUUCCAUUCCAUCAGUGGGAGGCUCUGAGCAACUCCAUAAAAACGUCAAUGCACUGGGCUGUCAGAAGUAAAAAAGAAGCAAUGCUGGAAGCACCUGAGCUAAAUAAUAGCAACAACGUAACUAAUGACAUUUGGGCCCAACAGACUGAAAACAAUAAAGAUGGUUUAUCAGAUGAGAGAUGGGAACAAGAUGAUGCUGAGAUUACUGAUGAGAAGCCACAAUUGCCAAAGAGCCCUGACUCUCCAAGAUUUUUAGAUGCAAAUUGCUGGCACUUGCGUUUCCGCUGGUCAGGUGAUGCCCCUUCAGAGCUUCUCAGGAAGUUCAGGAACUAUGAAAUAUGAAGUGUGUGCCCAAGAUACAUGAGAGCAUGGAAUCGUCUGCUCAGCAGUGCAAUAUAUUUAGUCCAUGGUUAUAUCUUAUUGUUUGUAUUUUGUGCCUGUUCAUGCUUAUUUGAAUGUUGUUCAGUUAUGUGGCUUGUAAUACUGGUCUGUUUACUUUGUAUAAGUAUUUUAGGUGGAAACAUUUUUUUAGCUGGCCAGGCAUUACCUUUAUUCAGUAUUAGUAAAAGUAACACAUAUGUGUAAAGUGGUCCAGUGUUUUAGAUCAGUUUCCUGUGUUCUUCAUGGGUAUACAAUCAGAUGGCUCUUCUGUCAGUAUUAAAUAUAUAACCAUGUACUGUGCAUAUAUGCUUCUUUCAGAAUAAAGAACUCAUGGCAUUAAA